Messenger RNA from Alexandromys fortis (reed vole), 3006 nucleotides. RefSeq names its product serine dehydratase (gene Sds). The transcript has 8 exons. Bases 129 to 1112 code for a protein of 327 amino acids. Gene Ontology annotation, biological process: L-serine catabolic process; L-threonine catabolic process. The record is from RefSeq and is a predicted model, not a curated record. Lineage: Eukaryota; Metazoa; Chordata; Mammalia; Rodentia; Cricetidae. Gene Ontology annotation, molecular function: L-serine ammonia-lyase activity; pyridoxal phosphate binding; threonine deaminase activity.
UGGCUGCCCCGAGGUUCCUCCGGAGAAUAAAAGCCUGGAGCUGAGAGUCCUGCCAACCUUCUACUCUCCCAGGACACAGACACAAUCUACUUCUCUCGCUGUUCCGUCCAGCUCCUUCUGUGCCGGCCAUGGCAGUCCAGGAGCCCCUCCACGUGAAGACCCCGCUGCGUGACAGUAUGGCCCUGUCCAAAGUGGCUGGCACCAGCGUGUACCUAAAGAUGGACAGUUCCCAGCCCUCAGGCUCCUUCAAGAUCCGAGGCAUUGGACACCUCUGCAAGACGAGGGCAGCACAAGGCUAUAGACAUUUUGUCUGCUCUUCAGCGGGCAAUGCAGGCAUGGCGACGGCCUAUGCUGCCAGAAGGCUGGGCGUCCCGGCCACUAUCAUUGUACCUAGCACCACACCUACCCUCACCAUUGAGCGGCUCAAGAAUGAAGGUGCCACAGUUGAAGUCGUGGGAGAGAUGUUGGAUGAGGCCAUCCAGCUGGCCAAGGCUCUAGAAAAGAACAACCCGGGCUGGGUGUACAUCCAUCCCUUCGAUGACCCUCUCAUCUGGGAAGGCCACACUUCCAUCGUCAAGGAACUGAAGGAGACGCUGAGUGCCAAGCCUGGGGCCAUUGUGCUCUCUGUUGGUGGCGGGGGCCUGCUGUGUGGAGUCGUCCAGGGGCUGCAAGAAGUGGGCUGGGAGGAUGUGCCUGUCAUCGCCAUGGAGACCUUUGGUGCCCACAGCUUCCAUGCUGCCAUCAAGGAAGGGAAGCUGGUCACCCUGCCCAAGAUCACCAGUGUUGCCAAGGCCUUGGGUGUGAACACUGUGGGGGCACAGACCCUGAAGCUGUUUUACGAACACCCCAUUUUCUCUGAGGUCAUCUCGGACCGGGAGGCUGUGUCCGCUAUUGAGAAGUUUGUGGAUGACGAGAAGAUCCUAGUGGAACCCGCGUGCGGCGCAGCUCUGGCUGCAGUGUACAGUGGCGUGGUGUGCAGGCUGCAGGAUGAGGGCCGGCUGCCAAGGCCGCUGGCUUCACUGGUGGUGGUCGUGUGUGGCGGCAGCAACAUCAGCCUGGCCCAGCUGCAGGCUCUCAAGGCACAGCUCGGUCUGAACGGGCUGCCCAAGUGACCCCGCACCUCUAAGUAGUGUGGGCAGAGGAUGCACCUGACAGUGGCCCCCACCCUCCUUUACCCGUUUAUAAUGUGCAGUUUUUCAUUGUAAAUAAAUAAUAUAUAUAUGUAUAUUUAUAAAGCAAAGACUUUAGAGUUUUGUUUGUUCUUGACAUGCGGCCUAUGUGCAGCGUAAGCCUCCUACUUCGGCCGGCCUCCAUAGAGCUGCUGUAACGGGCACUGGCGGGCACCCUGCCACAGCUGCCCUGGCCACCAGAGGAGCAAUGCUCCCUACCCAUGUACUAGUCACUUGGAUCUCCUAGUGGGCUGGUGUAUGAGUGGGGCCCACACAUUUAUCACAGAGACCUGGGGUAGGGGCAAAGUGGCUGGGAGAUGCACAGACAAAGCCACCACAUUCUAACAUGAAGUCCUUACUAACAGGACAAGGACAUCCUUAAAACACCAGCAGUCCCACCCAUGUGCAAGGAAACCAACCUUGUACUCUUGUCUGCAGGGCAGGAAAGGUGAAGAGAAUUUGACCUCCCCUUCCAACAAAACCCAAAAUACAUGACAAGCACUGGGCUGGCUGGGGCAGAGCCAUCCACUCCGCUCAGGACCUCGAGACACUGGCAGAGCAGGUCUUUCACUCCACUGCCCACCCCAGCAUGGCAGGGCUCUAGGACACUGUUCUACUUAGCUUUUGUGCCUAUCACAAAGGGACAUUCCCUCACUUUCCUAACAAAGUCCAAGUACUGAGGGUUCAGUGAGGAUCUACUGUGAGCAAGAGUGAAGCCUAUAUUUCAGGGACUGCAGCGCACAUCUCCCAGGACCCACCAACAGAUUAGGCAGGAAGAGGACCAGAGCCCAGACCUCUGGUUCAUAGGUUUUGAGUUCUCAGCCUGUGAGACCAAACAGGGAGGACUCUGUUUCUUGUGGGUCUCUGGACCUCACAACAGGACUUAGGAUCUUGGUGGUCAGCAGAGCAGGCCAGAGGAGGACCCAGAAUAUAGCAUGUGAGAUGGAUACUGAGAGAAAGAGUUGAUGGACAGAGAGCCUGACAGGGAAGGAUAAAUGCACACACAGGGAGGAACACACAAGUGGACAGAGGCAGCCUGGUGGACUGACAGAUAAAAAGCAGACAACAGGCAUGGUGGCCCACACAUGUAAAUCCAGACCAGCCUGAGCUACAGAGCAAGGGUUGUCUCAGAACCGAAAGGAAAGGGUGUGCGGUUCUGGCUGGGUGAGUGGUGAGGAUGGGUGCUGGGAGGGUGGGUGGCUUGCUAUGCAGACAGACAGUGGUAAUGGGCUGGCACAGGAGUAAAAGGACAGAUGGAUGGCGAGAACAAUGGGCAGGGCGUGGUACAGGGCCCUGACCUUCACUGCUGCCUCACAAGACACAGCACGGCCAUGGCCCCUCCUACUCAGUGGGAGUACAGCCCAUGCUUGGCUCCCUCGGAACAGAGCCAGGGACACCUACCAGGAGGCCAGGGGCAAGCUCGGGCUGGGGGGCAGGGCAGGAGAACAGGGUGAUGGUGCACCCCUCCUGCAGAAAGAACACAAGACCCUCCAGCUACCAGCAGCCAGAAACUUUGGUUUUUGUUUUCAAGCUUCUACCUCAGGAAAGCUGCCCAGAGGAGGGGACAUGGACUGUUCCCUGAGGUGAUGGGCCCGCAGGCUAGUAGUGACAGCAACGAUGAGCCCUAUCGGAGUCCCACACAGACACUGAGGGACCAGCAGUAGGAGAAUGACACCUAGGAUCCCACCAGGCCCACAGCCAAGCAUAAGCCCCAGCCCACUGGUGACAGGCACAGAGCAAGAGCGGUGAGGAGGCAGAGAAUCAGCUCUGAGACCGCUGGGUCUGUGUCCCUGCAGAGGAGACCAUCCAGACCAGAGCCCCAAAGGGUGGGUGGCCA